UAAACCUAUAAUUCCUAUGAUGGAAUGGAUUAGAUCAUAUAUAAUGAGUAGGUUUGCAACCCUUAGAGAGAAAGUGAAUGCAUAUACAGGAACUGUGAUGCCUAAACCACAGAAAAGGCUGGACAGGGAAAUAGAAAAAAGUGGGAAUUGGCUUCCUGUAUGGGCAGGGGAUUCUAAGUUUGAAGUGACGCAGGGGUUCACUAUGGAAAAAUUUGUUGUUGAUUUAAGUAACCAUAGCUGUAGUUGUUAUUUUUGGAAUUUAGUUGGUAUACCUUGUAGGCAUGUUGUGGCAACCAUUAAUUACAAGGUUGAAAACCCAGAGGAUUAUGUUCAUGCUUAUUACAAAAGGGAUGCCUACCAGGCUUCGUAUGGCCCUCAAAUUACCCCAAUCAAUGGACAACAACUUUGGCCAAAAACUAAUGAACCUGAACUACUGCCACCUAUUUACAAGACUCCACCUGGGAGACCAAAAAAGCUAAGAAGAAGGGAAGCUGAUGAACAUGUCAGCCAUUCCAAACUAUCAAAGAAGAAUACCAUCAUCAAAUGUAGCAAGUGCAAACAGUUAGGCCAUAAUAUAAGAAGCUGUAGAAGGGGAAUCAGAAACAGAAAGGGACAGAUGCAAACAACUGGUAGUGCAGCAAGCAACACUGCAGGAACAUCAAACCUUAGCUCCACCAGUAGAACCAAGGAGAAAGACCAAAUCACGGGUUGCAGCAUCCACCAACCAAGGAGAAAGACCUCGAACCACCAUAAGGAGAAGAAGAAUGGGAACAAGGGUUUUAGGGUCUCAAGCAAGUACUACAACUUCAGCAUGGCCCACGUGAAUGUGAAAAAAUGAAGUUUUUUUGUUGAUUUUUUUGUAUGGUGGACCACUUUUCUGUAAUGUAGUGCAUUA
This is a messenger RNA of Vigna unguiculata (cowpea), 895 nucleotides long. RefSeq lists its product as uncharacterized. The record is from RefSeq and is a predicted model, not a curated record. Gene Ontology annotation, molecular function: zinc ion binding. Lineage: Eukaryota; Viridiplantae; Streptophyta; Magnoliopsida; Fabales; Fabaceae.